AUCUUGCUCCUUUGGGGGAAGCCAGGACAUGGAAACUUCAACUGCAAACUCCUUCUUCUCCGUUUGCUUGUUGCUAAUUCUUGGGCUCUCAGAGGCUGUCGGAAGCUGGAAGAGCUGUUUAGAACCUGAAACAACAUGGGGAACCCUGCCUGUUCGGUUUCCUUUCCGAAUAAAAGGACGCCAGCCAGAACAGUGUGGGUAUCCUGGGUUUGCUUUGGAAUGUUCCUCAACCAAUCACUCUGUUCUUGAGCUCCCUGGGCCAAUCAAGCUCAAUGUAAACAACAUUGAUUACCUAUCCCAAACCAUUGAGUUAUAUGAUCCUUCUGGCUGCCUUUUUAGGCAUGUUCGUAACCUCACCCAACUUUCUUGCCCAUUCCAUUUCCGACCCCAGUAUCUUUAUAACUACGUCUUUUUCAAUUGCUCAAUACCAAAAGAUGGACAACUAAUUUCAACGUGCCUGAGAAGCUCAACCUAUCAAGUAUAUGCCAUUUAUUCUGAUGACGAGAUUGCAGACCUCCCCUUGUUAUUUUGCAGCAAAACAUUUAACAUUUCAAGCAUCCCAUAUAAUAUUUUUCACAAUGAUGCCACUCUUAAUUUGAUGUGGUCUCAUCCAAAGUGUAGCCAUUGCGAGUCAAAAGGAACCAGAUACCGAUGUGGAUUUAAGAACAUGAAUACCAGUUAUGAUACUGCAUGUUUCGAGGUUCGUCACACAGGUCAAUCAAACAAAUUUGUAAUUACAGGAUCAGUCUUGGGCUCACUUCUUUUAGUGGUAGCUUUGUUUGCAAUUCAUUACAUUUACAACUCUUACAAAUCACAGAAAGAAAGCCAAGCAAUAAUUGAAAAGUUUUUGAAAGAUUACACAGCUCUCAAUCCCACUAGAUAUUCUUAUGCUGAAAUUAAGAGGAUUACCAAUCAAUUUGAAGACAAGUUGGGGGAAGUAUCUUUUGGUACUGUGUUCAAAGGAAACAUUUCAUCCCAAUUCAAAGUUGCAGUAAAAAUCCUUGCUAAUUCUGAAGGAAACGGUGAAGAGUUCAUAACUGGAGUUGGAACAAUGGGCAAAGUCCAUCAUGUUAACAUUAUUCGCUUAGUAGGCUUCUGUGCAGAUGGCUUUAGAAGAGCACUUGUUUACGAAUACCUACCGAAGGGUUCAUUACAAAAUUUCAUAAAUUCACCUGACAAUAGCCAAAACUUCCUUGGUUGGAAAAGGCUACAAGAAAUUGUUUUAGGUAUAGCCAAAGGCAUUGAGUAUCUUCAUCAAGGGUGUGAGCAACGCAUACUUCAUUUUGAUAUCAAACCUCACAAUGUCUUAAUUGACAAUGACUUCACUCCAAAAAUAUGUGACUUUGGGUUGGCCAAAUUGUGCUCCAAGGAUCAAAGCAUAGUAUCAAUGACUAAUGCUAGAGGAACUUUGGGUUACAUUGCACCAGAAGUCUUUUCUCGAAAUUUUGGAAAUGUGUCUCACAAAGCAGAUGUCUAUAGUUUUGGAAUGUUGCUCCUUAAAGUAAUAGGAGGGAGAAGGAUUACUCAUGACACAAAAGAAAACGCUACCCAGAUUUACUAUCCGGAAUGGAUCUAUAAUGUUUCAGAAGAAAGGGAGGAUAUGAGAAUUCAUAUUGAGGAAGAAGGGGAUGCUAAAAUUGCAAAAAAAUUGGGAAUAGUGGGACUGUGGUGCAUCCAGUGGCAUGCUGUGGAUCGACCAUCAAUGCAAGUAGUGGUUCAAAUGUUAGAAGGACAAGGAGAUAAACUACCAGUACCUCCAAAUCCUUUUGAUUCUGAAGGUACUUCAAUAAGGAAAAGAGCUAGUGUGCCAACAAGAAGCCUGAUGCAAGGUUUAGAAAUAAUUCAAGAAGUAGGGUGACAGUCAGUAACUGUAAAAUUAUUAUAUUAACUAUCUUGAUUUGGUAGAAUUGGAGGUUUGUCUUUGGUUUGUGAGUUGUUCUCAGCCACUGUUUACGUAUGUUAUAAAUUGUUUGAGCCUUGAAUCUUCAAUGUAGAAGAAUUCAUUAUGCAACACAUAUACCUAAGCCUUCUUUGUUUUUUCAUAUGGUGUGUUCAAACCAAGCACAUAAUUACAAUUUAUGGUCAAAAUUUAUAGCUGAAAACUUUGAAAAUUGAUAAUCUCUACAUGUA
Messenger RNA from Prosopis cineraria, 2130 nucleotides. RefSeq names its product rust resistance kinase Lr10-like. Gene Ontology annotation, molecular function: polysaccharide binding; protein kinase activity; ATP binding. Lineage: Eukaryota; Viridiplantae; Streptophyta; Magnoliopsida; Fabales; Fabaceae. The record is from RefSeq and is a predicted model, not a curated record. The transcript has 3 exons. Gene Ontology annotation, biological process: protein phosphorylation. Bases 29 to 1858 code for a protein of 609 amino acids.